AUGGCCUCCAGCCCCAAACUUGAAGGCUGCGCUCAUCACAUAGACUUCUUGGAGAAUCAUGUCGCCGAUUCACACAACUCAAAUCUUCGAGAUGAUAAAGGCGUCUCUUUGGACCCUGAGUCAAGCAAAGCAGAAGGGUUGAAACUCACUUCAAACGGACAUAUUGUUCUAGUGCCCCAACCUUCAGAGAAUUCCCUGGAUCCGUUGAAUUGGACCUUUGCCAAGAAACACGCCGUGAUUGCAAUUGUUAUUGCGUGUUCUUUCUUGCCAGACUAUGGCAGUGUCACUGGCGCUGCGACCUUGGCACAGCAAGCAGAGGAAUACGGAAACUCGCUAAAUGAAGUCAAUCAUUCGCAAUCUGGGAAUCAAUUUAUGGUAGGCGCGGGUGGACUUAUUGCUGUUAUAUUCUCCGCAUACUUCGGUCGUCUACCGGUGCUUUUCUGGUUUAUGGUCGCUGCUUUUGCAACAGCUGCUGGUCAGGCUGGCUCGAAUGGGUUCAUGGGAUUCUUCAUACCGCGAGUCAUGAACGGUUUCUUCUCGGGAGUUGCUCAAGGAGGCGGCUUGAUGUUUAUUAAGGAUCUGUUUUUCCUUCAUGAGCACGCGCGCAAGAUCAAUCUUUGGCAGUCGUGUGUGAUUCUUUCUCCUUUUCUUGGCCCUCUUCUGGCAUCAUUUAUGACCAUCAGCCUAUCCUGGAGGUGGCCAUUCUGGAUAUAUACAAUCCUGACCGGCUUCGCUCUCCUGGGAGUUGUCCUCUUUGGCGAGGAAACAUUUUACAACCGCCUAGUUCCACCAUCAGAGCAGCCAGUCCCUAGCUCUCGGUGGCUGCGGCUAAUGGGCGUUGAACAAUGGCGAUCUCGCUCACAGAGAAACUCGUUCAAGGAAGCCGUUUCACGGUCUUUCGCUGUUCUUGGGAAACCAGUUAUUCUUCUCACAAACCUCUAUUACAUCUGCAUCUUUGCAUGGCUCGUCGCCAUCAACGCAACGCUUCCCAUCUUCCUUACUUCCCUGUACGGAUUUGGACCUAAACAGAUAGGGUUUAUGUAUUUUGCUCCAGUUGUCGCAGCGAUUAUUGCAUAUACCCUAGGCCGCUGGCUCCAUGAUGCGCUGGCAAAAUUCUACAUCCGACGAAACGAAGGCCAAUUUCACCCCGAAUCACGGCUAAUAAUUGUGUGGCUCGCAAUGCCAUUUAUGCUCUCCGGUCUAGUGAUAGUUGGUUUUGCAUUGCAACGCCAUUACCAUUACAUGCUAGUCGCGCUGGGUUGGGGGCUCUACACCUUCGGCAUGAUUAUCAACUCCGCCAGCGUGAAUAUGUAUGUGCUGAAUUCCUACCCGGAAGCCAGUGGUGAAGUUGGGAUGUGGAUCAAUUUCUCACGCACUGCUGGGGGAUUCAUUAUCAGUUAUUUUCAGGUCGACUGGAUUAGUCGUGUAGGUGCAGAGGCGGCAUUCGGGACCCAAGCAGCUGUUUGUGCAGCUGUCUUUCCAGUGAUCAUUUUGUUGCAAUUCCGUGGUAAGCAGUUGAGAUCUUGGGGAGGCGAAUUAAAUUUCAAGACAAAUUAA
Molecule: messenger RNA, 1557 nt
Organism: Penicillium cataractarum
Lineage: Eukaryota; Fungi; Ascomycota; Eurotiomycetes; Eurotiales; Aspergillaceae
Exons: 5
Coding region: 1-1557 (518 amino acids)
Biological process (GO): transmembrane transport
Molecular function (GO): transmembrane transporter activity
Source: RefSeq, a predicted model, not a curated record